Messenger RNA from Camellia sinensis, 1347 nucleotides. RefSeq names its product cytochrome b561 domain-containing protein At4g18260. The record is from RefSeq and is a predicted model, not a curated record. Gene Ontology annotation, molecular function: transmembrane monodehydroascorbate reductase activity; heme binding. NCBI's taxonomy places the organism in Eukaryota, Viridiplantae, Streptophyta, Magnoliopsida, Ericales, Theaceae.
AGCUCUUUUGUUUUCCUCAUCAUUCCUAGUCAUCCCCUAGUUGCUUGUUUAAAAAGAAAAUAGGUUACAACUAAAUCCUGUGUAUAGCAUAUGAAAAUGACUUCUUUACACCUACCACAAAAUCUCUUACUGCCAUAUUCAAAUAGAAAGUAGUCAAUAGUGUCUGUUUUGUCUUGAGAAAGAAGGAUGACAUGUUGAAAACAGAGACACACAGAGAGAGAGAGAGAGAGAGAGAGAGAGAGAGAGAGAACUAAGUGGGUAUUGGGGCUUGCUCAUCUGCUGCAUAACAGCUAGUUUAGCAUCUUCAACUAUUGCAUAUAUAUACACAUUUUUCUGUUGAAAUAAGGGCUGUUCUGUUUAGACUUAUUGUUUUACCAGCAAGAGAUUUUGAGAAUGCAAAUUAUGAAGAAGCUAGUAGUAUACUCCACCACCACCACCACCACUCAUGCAAACUUCAUUCUUCUUUUCCUCCCAUUUGUAGGCUGCUCAUCACAUGAUCAUCUCAACAAAGCCACCAAUCACAAGGUGGUGAGCCAUCAGAAGACAUUUGACAUCACAGUUCAUGGAGUUCUGUUGUGGGCAUCAAUGGGAUUGUUGAUGCCACUUGGGAUACUUACAAUUAGACUGUCCCACAGAGAGGAAUGCAGAAGAUGGUUCAGAGGACUCUUCUAUUUCCAUGCCAUUUUGCAGACACUUUCAUUGCUUCUAGCCACAGCUGGGGCAAUACUAUCCAUAAGAAGUUUUGAGAAUGCAUUCAACAACAAUCACCAAAGAAUAGGUUUAGCUCUUUAUGGUGCCAUUUGGUUGCAAGCCUUGAUUGCAUUUCGUAGGCCUCGACGGGGAAGUAAAGGUAGAAGUGUAUGGUACUUUGUGCAUUGGGCACUCGGAACAACAAUCUCUCUAUUGGGAAUUUUCAACAUUUACACCGGGUUACAAGCCUACCAUAAGAGAACAUCAAGAAGUAUUAGGGUUUGGACCAUCCUUUUCACAACUCAAAUAUUCUUCAUUGUGUUCUUCUACCUCUUCCAAGACAAAUGGGAGUACAUACAAAGGCAAGGAGUUAUUUUAGGCAAUGAGACAAUCAUAACACCCUCUAAUGACCAAGUGAUUCCUCAAAGGGACAACCGAAUGUCGAAUGAAUUGUGUAGGAAAACCAAUUCCCUUGGGAAUUAUUUUGCCAAAAGCAAUGCGCUCAAGAAAUUAUUUCAACUAACAUGAGAUACUAUUGGCUUUUCUCAGCUCACCUUUUUUAUUUUUUAUUUUUUAUUUUUUACCUAUACGUAAUACUAUUUAUGCUCCACUUUUUUUGUAUUUGUGUGUUGCAUCAAUAAAGGUCUUUUUCAAUUA